AUUCAAGCUUUCAAGGUCGCUUCUGAGUGCAGUGAAUAAGUGUGAAAACCAACCUGAAGUUCUGUUUUUCUCUAGAUACCCCACCAAAUCUACAUAAUGGACAGCGGCUACAGCAAUUACAACAACAGCUACGGAGGUGGCGGCGGAGGCGGAGGCGGAGGCGGCUUCAUGCCCGGCGAGAUGAAUAACAGUCCAUCAGGAGGAAAGGGCGACUACAACAACGCCACCCUCCGCCCGAUAACCAUCAAACAAGCCCUGGACGCGACCCAACCCUACCCGGAGGCGGGCUACCAGAUCGACUCCGCGGAAGCGGCCAGCGUGUGCUUCAUCGGACAGGUACGCAACAUCAGCUCGCAGUCGACGAACGUGACAUACAAGAUCGACGACGGCACGGGGGAGAUCGAAGUGAAGCAGUGGAUCGACUCGUCGGCGGCGGGGACGGACAACAUGGACACGGACGAGAACGGGGGCAAGCCGGUGGCGAAGAAUCAGCCCGAGCUGAAUGGGUACGCCAAGGUGUUCGGGAAGCUCAAGUCGUUCGGGAACAAGCGGUUCGUCGGGGCGCACUGCGUGCGUGCGGUCUCUAACAUCAACGAGGUGCAUGUGCAUCUGCUGGAGGCUGCGGCGGUGCAUUUGUUCUUCACGAAGGGGCCCGUGGGUGAGGCAGCCCCGGCGGGGGCGGGAGGUGCUAGUGCUGGCGGGGCGGGCGAUGCGUCGAUGGGUGGGGUGGAUGAUUAUGGGGCUGAGGGUGGCCGGGCAUUGCCGGCGAUGAGCCCCGUCGCGAGACGGGUGUAUAACCUGCUGAGGACGGAGCCGCAGAGUAACGAGGGGUUGCAUGCCCAGUUGAUUGCCGCCAAGUUGAGCCUGCCGAUGCCGGAUGUCGCCAGGGCCGGGGACGAGCUGUUGACGGCUGGCGUCAUCUUCUCGACGGUCGAUGAGCAGACCUGGGCUAUUCUGGAAUAUUAG
This is a messenger RNA of Aspergillus homomorphus CBS 101889, 966 nucleotides long. RefSeq names its product putative replication factor-a protein. The transcript has 3 exons. Bases 97 to 966 code for a protein of 289 amino acids. Gene Ontology annotation, molecular function: DNA binding. Lineage: Eukaryota; Fungi; Ascomycota; Eurotiomycetes; Eurotiales; Aspergillaceae. Gene Ontology annotation, biological process: double-strand break repair via homologous recombination; DNA replication; nucleotide-excision repair. The record is from RefSeq and is a predicted model, not a curated record. Gene Ontology annotation, cellular component: chromosome, telomeric region; DNA replication factor A complex; site of double-strand break.